AAAUUUAUGUCGAAGAUCUUACUGAUCGAUAAUAUAUGUAAUAUUAGCAAUCCCUGUUUUGAUCUUCUAUCUAUUUUGCACCAUAGACAAACCGACACUCUUUACAAUAAUUUCUUUGAAAUUAAACAGUGUGGAGAUACAGAGUGCUUAUAAUAGUUAUACUAGAGUGUAUACUCUCCCGUAGACUCAAAUAUAUUCAAUUUAAGGUGACAAAGCGCCCUCAACAAUGAAAUUAAUCAAAGUUUGUGAAUACAGCCUUAAGGUUUUGGGAGAGAAUGUAUUUAUCACAAAUUGUAUGAACAAUCUUCACAUUAAGUAUAAACAAGUGUGCAAAACGCAACACCUGUAAAUGUAUGCCAAGAUGUAUAUUUAAUUUGUGAUUAAAAAUAUUUUAAUUAAUUAAUUAAAUCCAUUAUAUACUUAUUCUCAUUUCAAUAUUGAGAUUGCCUUCUUUUCAAAUUAUUAUAAGGUUUUAUUCAAAUCUUUAAGAAGAUUGAUAUAUAAAAUUAAUAGCAGGAAAUCAAUUAUAAAUUUUAUAUAAAAAUAUCAAAAAUUAUGA
Molecule: messenger RNA, 559 nt
Organism: Paramecium primaurelia
Lineage: Eukaryota; Ciliophora; Oligohymenophorea; Peniculida; Parameciidae
Source: the annotation of a GenBank genome assembly